This is a messenger RNA of Aquila chrysaetos chrysaetos, 5568 nucleotides long. RefSeq names its product calcium voltage-gated channel auxiliary subunit alpha2delta 2 (gene CACNA2D2). The record is from RefSeq and is a predicted model, not a curated record. The transcript is spliced from 39 exons. NCBI's taxonomy places the organism in Eukaryota, Metazoa, Chordata, Aves, Accipitriformes, Accipitridae. Gene Ontology annotation, molecular function: voltage-gated calcium channel activity. Gene Ontology annotation, cellular component: voltage-gated calcium channel complex. The coding region runs from base 302 to 3664 and encodes 1120 amino acids.
GGCGGGGAGGAGGCAGGGCCGGGCUGGGCCGGGCCGGGCCGCCUGCCUGCCCGCCUAUUUGAGGGAAAGUAGCGGUUGGCGGGCGCUCAGUGCCGGCCGCCGCGGAGAGGCAGCGGGCGAGCGGCCGCCGGUCGGUGCCCGCAGACCGGCGCGGCGCUGCCCGCCCCCCCCCCUUCCCCGCUCCCCCCCCCCCCCCCCUGCCGAGGACUGCCGCGCUCGUCGCACGAGUGGCGGCGGGGGGAGCCGCCCCGCGGGGUCGCCGCCGCCUCUGCCCCUUCCCCGCCGCGCCGUUAAUGGAAACAUGGCGAUGGCGGCUCCGACCGGCAGCGCGGCGCCCGUCGCCCCGGCCCUCUGCGGCCACCUGGCCCUGCUGCUGCUCCUCGCCGCCCCCGCCGCCCACGGCUACAGCUUCCCCCAGCAGCACACUAUGCAGUACUGGGCCAGGAGGCUGGAGCAGGAGAUUGAUGGAGUGAUGAGGAUAUUUGGUGGAGUCCAGCAGCUCAGAGGGAUCUACAAUGAGAAUAGAAACCUGUUUGAAGUCAAGGAGAACGUGCCCAGGAAAUUGGUGGAGAAAGUCGCAGGGGACAUUGAGAGCCUCUUGGCCAAGAAAGUCCGUGCUUUAAAGAGACUUGCCAAUGCAGCGGAGAAGUUCCAGAAGGCUCACCACUGGCAGGACAACAUCCGGGAGGAAGACAUCGAGUACUACGACUCCAAGGCUGACACUGAAUACGAUGAUCCCGAUGGAGAAGAGAUCGAGAGGGAGAAGUCCAACUCCUUGAAGCUGGAGUUCACUGAUGACGCCAACUUCAAGACCAAGGUUAACUAUUCGUACGCUGCCGUGCAGAUCCCCACGGACAUCUACAAAGGCUCCACCGUCAUCCUCAACGAGCUGAACUGGACGCAGGCGCUGGAGGACGUCUUCAUCGAGAAUCGGAAGGAGGAUCCCUCCCUGCUCUGGCAGGUGUUCGGCAGUGCCACCGGCGUCACCCGCUACUACCCCGCCACCCCGUGGAGAGCCCCCAAUAAGAUCGACCUCUACGACGUGCGCAGGCGGCCCUGGUACAUCCAAGGUGCCUCCUCCCCAAAGGACAUGGUCAUCAUCGUGGACGUGAGCGGCAGCGUGAGCGGCCUCACCCUCAAGCUGAUGAAGACCUCGGUCUAUGAGAUGCUGGACACCCUCUCGGACGAUGACUAUGUCAACGUGGCCUCGUUCAAUGAGAAGGCGAAGCCGGUGUCGUGCUUCAAGCACCUGGUGCAGGCCAACAUCCGGAACAAGAAGGUCUUCAAGGAGGACGUGCAGGGGAUGGUGGCCAAGGGCACAACCGACUACAAGGCUGGCUUUGAGUACGCCUUCGACCAGCUGCAGAACUCCAACAUCACUCGUGCCAACUGCAACAAGAUGAUCAUGAUGUUCACGGACGGCGGCGAGGACCGGGUGCAGGACGUGUUUGAGAAGUACAACUGGCCCAAUAAGACGGUGCGGGUCUUCACCUUCUCCGUCGGGCAGCACAACUACGACGUGACCCCGCUGCAGUGGAUGGCCUGCGCCAACAAAGGUUACUACUUCGAAAUCCCCUCCAUCGGCGCCAUCCGCAUCAACACGCAGGAGUACCUGGACGUGCUGGGCAGACCCAUGGUCCUGGCAGGGAACCGAGCCAAGCAGGUUCAGUGGACCAACGUCUACCAGGAUGCCCUGGGGCUGGGCCUGGUGGUGACGGGCACGCUGCCGGUGUUCAACCUGACGGAGGACAGCAGUGACAGGAAGAACCAGCUCAUCCUGGGCGUGAUGGGGAUCGACGUGGCUCUCAACGACAUCAAGAGGCUGACGCCGCGUUACAACCUGGGGGCAAACGGUUACGUCUUCGCCAUCGACCUGAACGGCUACGUCCUGCUGCACCCCAACCUGCAGCCCCAGAUCAUCAAUUUCCGUGAGCCGGUGACGCUGGACUUCCUGGAUGCUGAGCUGGAGGACGAGAACAAGGAGGAGAUCCGGAGAAGCAUGAUUGAUGGGAAUGACGGGCAGAGGUUCAUCAAGACCCUCAUCAAGUCCCUGGAUGAGCAAUACAUCGACGAGGUGUUCAGGACCUACACGUGGGCCCCCAUCAAAAGCACCAACUACAGCCUGGGGCUGGUUCUGCCUCCUUACAGCACCUACUACAUCCAGGCCAACCUCAGCGACCAGAUCCUACAAGUGAAGUUACCAAACAUCAAAAUGAAGGAUUUUGAAUACCUGCUGCCCAACAGCUUUGAGUCGGAGGGACAUGUGUUCAUUGCUCCCAGAGAGUAUUGCAAAGACCUCGACUUGUCGGAUAACAACACCGAGUUCCUGGAAAACUUUAUUGCCCUCAUGGAAAAGGUGACCCCAGACUCCAAGCAGUGUGACAAUUUCCUCCUGCACAACCUGAUCCUGGACACGGGCAUCACGCAGCAGCUGGUGGAGCGGGUCUGGAAGGACCAGGACCUCAACACGUACAGCCUCUUGGCCGUCUUCGCAGCCACCGAUGGGGGCAUCACCCGCGUCUUCCCUAACAAGGCUGCAGACGACUGGGAGGAGGAACCGGAGCCCUUCAACGCCAGCUUCUACCGGAGGAGCCUGGACAACAAGGGCUACAUCUUCAAGCCGCCCUACCGGGACGCCGGCUACCGGGGGCUGGACCUGGAGAACAACACCAUCGGGAUCCUGGUGAGCACCGCCGUGGAGCUCAGCAUCGGGGGCAAGACGCUGAAGCCAGCAGUGGUGGGGGUGAAGCUGGACCUGGAAGCCUGGGCUGAGAAGUUCAAAGUGCUGGCGAGCAACCGGACGGACCGCGACCAGCUGGGUGCCCGCCGGUGCGACCCCUCGACCAGCUGCGAGAUGGACUGUGAGGCCAACAACAAGGACCUCAUCUGCGUCCUCAUCGAUGACGGGGGCUUCCUGGUGCUUUCCAACCAGGAGGACCACUGGUACCAGGUGGGCAAGUUCUUCAGCGAGGUGGACGCCAACCUGAUGUCCGCCCUCUACAACAACUCCUUCUACACCCGCAAGGAGUCCUACGACUUCCAGUCCGUCUGCGCCCCCGAAGCCCAGAGCAACACGGGCGCUGCGCCCCGCGGCGUCUUCGUGCCCACCGUGGCCGAUCUCCUGAACCUUGCCUGGUGGACCUCAGCUGCAGCCUGGUCCCUCUUCCAGCAGUUCCUGUACGGCCUCACCUACAGCAGCUGGUUCCAGACGGAGGAGGUGGCGGGGGACAGCAUGGAAGCCAGGGAGACGAGCUGCAUCAUGAAACAGACGCAGUACUACUUCAGCACCGUCAAUGCCACCUACAACGCCAUCAUCGACUGCGGCAACUGCUCCAGGCUCUUCCACGCGCAGAGGCUGGCCAACACCAACCUGCUCUUCGUGGUGGCCGACAAGCCCCUCUGCAGCCAGUGCGAGUCCGUCAAGCUGCUGCAGGCGGAGGUAAGAGCCCCCCCGAGGGACCCCAACCAGUGUGAGCUGGUGGACAGGCCCCGCUACCGGAAAGGCCCCCACAUCUGCUUCGACUACAAUGCAACAGAAGAUACCUCAGACUGCGGCCGAGGGGCUUCCUUCGCCCCCUCCCUGGGGGUCCUGCUCUCCCUGCAGCUGCUGCUCCUCUACUCCAGCGCCAGCCGGCACCCGCUGCCCCCGGCCGCCUGCCUUUAGCCCCCCCCGGCCGCCCCCGCCAGCUCUCUUUUCUUUCAAGCUCCAUCUCCAUCCCCCUCCCCGGCCCGGUGGAGCGGGAGCGACGUCCCCUCCGCCGCCUCGGGGACCCCCGCGACGCCACCCCGCGCUCCCCGCCGGCCGCAGCCAAAGAAGAGUCGGGGUGCGGGCAGGGGCUCCCCGGCAGAGCGGGGACCGGGUCGGUGCCCCCCGACGUCGCGCCCUCCCGGCCGCUCGGACUCGGAAAGUGGCGUCGGUGCCCUCCGCCCGCGACCCCCCAUCCACCUCGCCUAUUUUUUUAGCCUGAAGAUUUUAAAGCAGAUCUUUCUACAUCGAGUUUCCGACAUUUUCGCCUGGAGACCGGCGGUGUUUAUUGUCAGCAACGAGGACACAUGGAAAAAAAAAAAAAAAAAAGGGGGGGGAAAAAGGAAAAAAAAAAAAAAAAAAAAAAAAAGAAAAAAGGACUUGACUUGACUGUGCGGGUCAGUAUUAUUUGUACCGGCCCCCCGGGCGUGCGGGGCAGACGGCGGCUCCAGCAUCCCUGCGGGCUCGGGGCCGGCCGCGGGCAGGGGCAGAGGUGGGGGGCAGCGACCGUCGCCUGCGCCGGGGUGGGAUGGAGGCCUGGGCUCAGCCGCUCUCGUGUGUUCUUGGGCACAGAUACUGGGGUGAAAAGGAGAGGGGGGGGAAAAAAAAAAAAAAAAAAUAUGUAUUUUGUUUCUUUUCCAUUCUGCAGAUCACUGUGAAAUCCUGCCCGCCCAGCCCCUGCGGCCGCCCUCGCCCCGGCAGCCCUGCCAAAGAAACCGCGCCGGCCCGGGGAGCGGGACGCGGAGCAGGAGGUGCCGCGUGUCCCCAAAAGGGACGUGCCAGGCCCCCCCCCCCCCCCCCCAGCCCCGUGCCCGUUCCUCGGGGCACCGGCGCGGCGGCGAGGGGAGCUGCGCCCCGGGUGCUGCUGAGGUCCCGGUGGGGGGCACCCAGCGUGGCCGGGGGGGGGCGGGAGGUGUCCCUGCAGCGGGGUGCCCCGAGGUGCUGGGGGUCACACCGGGGUGCUCGGGUUGGGGGUGUUUUGGCCCCCCCCCCCCCAGCCAAAACGCUGGGUGCCGAGGUGCCGGGAGAGGUGCCGUGGGGCUGGGGGGGGGGGGAGCCCAGCACAGGGUGCAGGGUGCCCGGCUGUGACACCCCGGGGUGCUGCAGUGCAGGGGGUGCCGUACCCCCCCCCCCACGCCCCCCCCCCCCCCCCCCCCCCACUGCUCCUGGCAGCCCCGGGGACCCUCACCCCCCCGGGGGACCCCGCUCAGAGCCACCCCAUCAACCGGGGCCGGGGAAGCCCCCUCGGCACGGCCACCCCGGGGGGGGGGGGGGGGCUGGGGAGGGCGCCGGGCACUAAUUAGUGCUGGGGUUAAUUAAUGGUCAUUCUGCUUGUAGCUUUUUCAGUGUGUGUUUGGUUACUGUCUCUGGGAACCGUGUUUGAACAGAUGGCUCUGUGUUACCGGGAGUGUGUGUACUUCUGUAGUCUAGUUAGGUGCUCUGCCAGAAAACCACCACUAUACAUACCUAUAAAUAUAUACAUAUAUAGUCUAUUUUAAGUUAAAAACCAAUGAGACGAAGGGGCGGCGUGGCCCCGGGCCCCCCCGUCCCGCCGGGGUCGCGUCCUGCCCUGUCCCCACCUGAAAGCUUCUCUCUGCUCAUUCAAAGGCGUUGGGUUUUUAAUUGAUUUUCUUUAAUUUAUUUUUAAUUUCUUUGGGUUUUAAUUUUUUUUUUUUUUUUUUGUACAGAAGAGUUGGAAAACUUCAAAAAAACCAACAAAAAGACAAUUUGUAAGAUAUCGUGCGUGUGACUCCUUGUAAAAUAUUUUCAAAUGGUUUAUUACAGAGACUCAGUUAUUAAAUAAUGUUCAUAUUUUCACUUCA